AUGGCGUGGAAAAAGUAUCGAGUCACAUCUUGGUCCAGAUCUUCUGUUGCGACUUUGCUGUCCUGGAUAGCAGUGGCAUCUACUAUACCCCCCGCCACUACCUCCCCCUCAGAUGAAUGGGUAGACAGCCCUCUCCAGGUUCCGCUACUUGCUCCCCACGCUUCAAGUUACGAGCCGAGACCUGAAAGAAAUACUAAUGGGCAACAUGAAUUCUCUCUGCGCCAUGUCUUCCAUCACGGCACAUACGAAUAUCCGAAUGUUCAUGUACGAUUGAAUGUACCUGCACCUGAGGAAUCACCUCCACGGACAACCGCAGGGAAUCACCAAAAACGCAGCUUGAAGUCGUCGUUAAAGGCAUUAUCAAAAUCGACGCCAAUCGAAAGGUUGUCGGACCGCCGUGUGAAGACCGUGCGCUCGAUGUACCAUGCGGCGCGACGACGGGGCUCUCCUGCUAGGCUUGACUCAAGUGCUUGGAGAAUAGACGAUGUGUCGGGGCCUGACAUCUUGGACAAAGACACAGUCCUUUCCCUGGCUAACAUGAGCUGGAACGCAUACCAGAACGCGCCAGGUGAGGGAGAAUGGCAAGACAUGGGCGGUGACCGAUUCAAUUUCUCGCAAUCUUUCGGCUGGGAGGGUGACGGGAUACGAGGCCACAUUUUCGCAGAUAAAGACAACUCAACUAUCGUGAUGUCUCUCAAGGGCACCUCACCAGCAGUCUUUGACGGAGCUGAAACAACUACGAAUGACAAGGUUAAUGACAACCUUUUUUUUAGCUGUUGCUGCGGCCAAGGUGGGCAAUACUUAUGGCAUCAAGUCUGUGACUGCAUGACGUCAGCAUAUACAUGUAAUCAGACGUGUGUUGUGACUGCGCUGAAGGAGGAGAAUCGCUACUAUGCCGCGGCACUGGAGCUCUACGGCAAUGCGACUGCGCUGUAUCCGGAUUCGAACAUCUGGCUCGUUGGCCACUCCUUGGGCGGAGCAAUCAGUGCCCUGCUAGGAUUGACAUUCGGUGUUCCCGUCACUACAUUUGAAGCACCUGGUGAUGCACUUGCUUCUGCACGUCUGGGUUUGCCCUAUCCUCCAGGAUCCCACGUUGGAGCUCCUCAAACAAGAAAGUACACUGGCGCGGUUCAUUUCGGUCACACAGCAGAUCCAAUAUUCAUGGGUAGUUGCAAUGCAGCAACCUCGGGAUGUACGCUCGGUGGAUAUGCAAUGCAGACCCAGUGUCAUACGGGUCAAGUCUGCAUCUAUGAUACUGUUGGAGACAAACAAUGGCGAGUUGGCAUCAGUUAUCACAAGAUCAAAAGCGUCAUACACGAUGUGAUUGAGGCAUAUGAUGAGCUGCCCUCUUGCAAAGUAGACGAAGAAUGCGUGGACUGCUUCAAUUGGAAGUACUUUGAAAGUAACGGAUCGGAUACCACAAGAUCGACCAGUAGCCCUUCAUCUACAACUACCAUGACUCGGACAAGUACUUGUCAGACUCCAGGGUGGUGGGGCUGUCUUGACUCAACCACGACAGAAUCGACGACUCCAUCAACGACUGAAGUGCCUUUGACCUCCUGCGUGAAGUUCGGCUGGUUUGGCGGCUGUCUCGAAACAGUGACAGUAACACCGACCAGCUCAGCCAGCAAUACGAAGACUGCACCUAACAUACUUACGACCACAUCUUGUGAGAGUUAUUGGCUAGGUGACUGUAUCGAGUCCACGACCAUGACCUUGUUCCCAACAUCCUGUGCCAAACAUGGAUGGCUUGGCUUCGGUCCUUGCAUUUCUACGACGACCUUUUAUCCUCCUGCGACCGCUGCUCCUGCUGCAGUACCUACCAUUACCACAACCAGGCCGUUGCCAACAGCUCCAAAACCCACAUCAUGA
Bacidia gigantensis is the source of this 1872-nucleotide messenger RNA. RefSeq lists its product as uncharacterized. Gene Ontology annotation, biological process: neutral lipid catabolic process; macroautophagy; piecemeal microautophagy of the nucleus. The coding region runs from base 1 to 1872 and encodes 623 amino acids. Gene Ontology annotation, molecular function: glycerophospholipase activity. The transcript has a single exon. The record is from RefSeq and is a predicted model, not a curated record. Lineage: Eukaryota; Fungi; Ascomycota; Lecanoromycetes; Lecanorales; Ramalinaceae.